AUGCCCGUUCCAGCCAAUAUCUACGAGAAUGACAUCGACUUUACCACCCUGGCACUACAGUAUCCCCAAUUUGCCAAAAGGUUAAAACCGAAUGGCCAACUCGACUUCUCUGACCCGGAGAGCGUCAGACUCAACUACGUCCUCUUCAUCCAGCGGCUCCUGGACGACACCUCCCCCGACUGGAACCAAAGCUACGACCCUGACCGUCAAGUGAUCGGCCUCGAUAUCGGCACAGGCUCAUCGGCGAUCUACCCCCUCCUGGCGUGCCAACAACGGCCGCAAUGGCGUUUCCUUGCGACCGAGAUAGAUGAAAAGAACAGCACGUAUGCAAUCAAAAACAUUGCCACGAACAAUCUGCGAUCGCGGAUAAGGGUGGUUGACACAGAUGUGACGGGCGAAACCCUGAUUCCAAUACGAGAGAUUGAAAGCAUCGGCAUUGAGAGGAUCGAUAUUAUCAUGACCAACCCGCCAUUCUACCCCUCCGCCUCGUCCCUGCUGGAAUCGGCGCGUCAGAAAUCGCGCCCGCCCAACUCGUCCUGCACCGGCGCGCCCGUCGAGAUGAUCACCCCAGGUGGAGAAGUCUCGUUCGUGUCCCGGCUGAUUAACGAGUCUUUGGAUCCGAAGACCAACCGACGAGUGCAGUGGUUCAGCUCCAUGCUCGGAAAACUAUCCAGUGUCGGCGCCAUCGUGGACAAACUCAAAGCCCACGGAUGCACGAAUUUCGCGGUGGCCGAGUUCAUCCAAGGCCAGAAGGCUAAGACGCGAAGGUGGUGCGUCGCGUGGAGUUGGAUGGGGUAUAGACCCGGCGUGCUCGUGGCAAGGGGCGUAUCCAGUGCCAGUGGCGUCGAGAAAAGACUGCUCCCUGCGCCAUCGGAGUUUGAUUUUGAGGUCGAGGUCGAAGUCAACCCGGAAGAUGAUACACAGGCUGGCAGUGCCGAGGCCGAAGUCGAAGUCGAAGUCGGGAAGAAGUUGAACCAGGAGAUGGCGCGAUUAGAUGUCCUCUGGAGAUACAUCCCGCAGCAACGCGUGGGCAUGGUCAUUAGCCCGCAUGGCGACGUGUGGAGUCGUAAGGCUAGACGGAAGAAGCUGUAUCAGAGCGAGCAGCAGCAGCAAAAGACUCAGACACAGGGCAAGAGACAAGAGCAACACGGCCAAGGCCAACGUGGGAGAACAAACCGGCCCAUGGUGAAAGGAGAUGACGACCAAGAUGAAGAAAUGCACGACAGCGACCCGCCUGCUUGCAUGCGUGCAAAUGACGCCAGUUCCUCGGAGGAAGACAAUGAAGACCAAGACCAGGACUAUGAGCCAGCCCUUGUUGCUCGCAUCAGCCUGAUACCGAUAUCGAUGGCGUCCUCGUCCGAUCCCCAGUCUCCCAUUCAGUCUCGGUCGCAAUCCUCAAACCCAAGUACCGCUGCGGAAUCGACGACGAAAUUGAAAUUGAGAUCGAAAGCCAAAGUUCACAUCCGCCAUCUCCGAGGCCAGGAUCCCGUCUUGUUCGAGAGUUUCUGCGGAUGGCUCAAGAGGAGGAUGUCGGCGACGACCGCGACGGGGACCGCGGUGAAAUGA
Messenger RNA from Capronia epimyces CBS 606.96, 1566 nucleotides. RefSeq lists its product as uncharacterized. The transcript has 5 exons. Gene Ontology annotation, cellular component: nucleus. Gene Ontology annotation, molecular function: 23S rRNA (adenine(1618)-N(6))-methyltransferase activity. Lineage: Eukaryota; Fungi; Ascomycota; Eurotiomycetes; Chaetothyriales; Herpotrichiellaceae. The record is from RefSeq and is a predicted model, not a curated record. Gene Ontology annotation, biological process: rRNA base methylation. Bases 1 to 1566 code for a protein of 521 amino acids.